AUGAGAUCCCUGCAUCGCCUCCAACUGUUGCAGAAUACAUCUGCUAGGAUCAUUACAGGAACAAAGAAAUUUGAGCACAUCACACCGAUUCAACAAGAACUUCGCUGGCUACCUGUUUCUUUCAGGAGCAUUUUCAAGAUUUUGCUCAUUGCUUUUAAGACUCUGAGAGAUGAAGGUCCUGGGUAUAUUCGUGAAAUGCUUCUAUGGUACGUGCCAUCGCGAACUCUCCGCUCUGGUACUGACAAACUUCUGCUUGUUGAGUCCAGGUCUACACUUUCAUGGGGUGAUCGAUCAUUUGCUGUUGCGGCUCCACGCCUUUAG
Anneissia japonica is the source of this 321-nucleotide messenger RNA. RefSeq lists its product as uncharacterized. Lineage: Eukaryota; Metazoa; Echinodermata; Crinoidea; Comatulida; Comatulidae. Bases 1 to 321 code for a protein of 106 amino acids. The transcript has a single exon. The record is from RefSeq and is a predicted model, not a curated record.